AUGGCGCGUUUGAACGAAAUACCUGGACCGGCGGAGUCUGUAGAGGCUCUCAAAAGACGUUUCGUGCGUCAGAACCGUGAAAUUGCUCGGGUGAACUCACUCCAGUCACUGCGAAUCCAAGGUCUAGAGGCCGAAUUAUCUCAUCUACUUAAAGAAAACGCCGCUCUCAAGGAACAGGUCAUUUCAUUAACGCACGAUGCCGAAAAGUAUGCCGCCGGUCGAGCUUUCCACAAGGAAAUUCAUCAAUGCAAAGAUAAAUUGGCAGCCAAGGUAUCGGAGUUGAACAAAUUGGUCAGCGACUUGGGUUUGAUCCCUGAGAGCUUUAUGAAAAAGACUGCGCAUCUUGAGGCGGAAAGUGAGACUCAGCGCUCCGCUGAUCCCAACCGGAGACCAUUAACAUGGAACGACAAUGGCGACAGACUACCGACUAUCAUGGAAGACAAAUACUUUCCAAGACGAACGCUCGAUCCUCAGGAACUCGCAGAAUCACAGGACAUAGAUUCCCCUAGCAUAGGGUCGCCCCCAGUUGCACAUUUCGAUAUAAACCAGAGUCCACUCGCAAGAAGACGACACAGCGACUUUCUUGAUACAGACGAGGCUAUUCUGCCAGAAGCGGAAGAUAACGGGCACAAUCCUGCAGAAUCUGUAAGCAACAUAAACGAGGAGCUACCAAUACAGGAGCAGCAAGUCUCGCCAGCCAAGUCUGCAUCACCUCCUGUCCUUUCCGGCUCGAAGCGAAAGUUCAGCGCGACGGAAGACGAGCUCACAUUUUCGCCGCUGCCUGUGACCAACACAAGUACAAUGGACGACGACUUUCAGUUCACGCGUGCAGUCGAAUUACGAACCGAUCGUCCGAGGGUGAUCGUUGAAAUUGUGAAUGAGUCUGUGGUCCAAGAAAAGAAACAGCCCCCAAAGAAGGCACCUGCUGCUAAGCGGAAGGUAUUGGAGCCGAAAACCACAAACAUGGCAUCGUCAACGAAGAAACAGACCAAGGAGACAGCCCAACAGGCUGAAGGCAAGCCAGAGAAAUCGAUGAAUAAACAGGGAGGCGAUGAAAAUUCACGCAGAGCAGAACCAGCGAAGAACGCUUCACAGUUUCGAUCUGAAAACACGAAAAAGCCGAAGCGAGCAGCCACAGCUACCAUAUACGAGGACGAGUCCAUCAAACCGCUAGUCCCAACCAUGCCGAAGCCCCUAGAAAGCGGACAUAUUCAGAAAAAGUCGUUCAAUGCGAAUGAAUCCGCAGUCACAGACUCGAUGCCCCUUCCCGGGCUUGGAUCGCGUCCAUCCAGGCGCGCAAGAGGCGCAGUCAGCUAUGCAGAGCCGAAUCUGCGUGACAAGAUGCGAAGGGCUACGAAUGAACUUGUGGAUGCAGUGAUAAUUGCAGGUGGUCGGCGUACUUCAACCACUGUUACAGGCACACCUGGCCGAGAGCACGAUCACGAAACCGCGACUUUGAAUAACAUCCCCGAAGAGCAUGAAUCGUCUACCGACAGUAUUACUGCGACUAUCACGACACAAGCACUUACUGAGUUACCAAAGCACAUGGUUACAGAGCGAAAACGAAGGACACUGUCUGCAAGCACGAAUGAUAUUAUACGGUUGAAUACUUUAGAGUCUGGAUCAACUUCGAAGCAGACUGGGUCAAUCGACGACUCGAGCGCCAUUUUGAGCCCCUCAGCCGGCAAGAGCGCCUCUAUCGAUAAUACACGCCGACGAUCAGCAAAUCCUACUGCGCAGUCCCGCCGACAUUCCUCCAACCCUUCUGUUUCUGAUCGCGGAAAGACCAGCUUAGACGAUGAGAUAUCAGGGUAUGACAGUGAAUUCCACGACGACAGCUUGGAGGAUUCUCAGUCAAGCAUCAAAGAUAUCGGCACAAUCAAAGCCAAAACAGCACGGACUCUCACGGAAGAGAAUAGCAUUUUGCAAACCAAGCGUGGCCAGCGUAUCUCGACAAGAAGGCGAAGUAUGAUGGUAUAA
Talaromyces amestolkiae is the source of this 1980-nucleotide messenger RNA. RefSeq lists its product as uncharacterized. Gene Ontology annotation, cellular component: nucleus; chromosome, centromeric region. The record is from RefSeq and is a predicted model, not a curated record. Gene Ontology annotation, biological process: meiotic chromosome segregation. The coding region runs from base 1 to 1980 and encodes 659 amino acids. The transcript has 4 exons. Lineage: Eukaryota; Fungi; Ascomycota; Eurotiomycetes; Eurotiales; Trichocomaceae.